Morus notabilis is the source of this 1416-nucleotide messenger RNA. Its product is annotated as syntaxin-121. The transcript is spliced from 2 exons. The record is from RefSeq and is a predicted model, not a curated record. Lineage: Eukaryota; Viridiplantae; Streptophyta; Magnoliopsida; Rosales; Moraceae. Bases 366 to 1361 code for a protein of 331 amino acids. Gene Ontology annotation, cellular component: SNARE complex; plasma membrane; endomembrane system. Gene Ontology annotation, biological process: intracellular protein transport; exocytosis; vesicle fusion. Gene Ontology annotation, molecular function: SNARE binding; SNAP receptor activity.
AAGCAUUUUUCACUCGUAUUCGUGUGUUUUUUCUUUCCCACCCUUUCAUUCACUUUCCCGGAAAGUGCCGAUCAAUAAAAUCCACAGCCACCUCUCUUCCUACCUCACCAAUAUCCUUUGACUAGUUAACGACGACCCCGUCUCUGUUACCGGUCUUGACCGCUACAAAUUUUCUUAUCUCCCAAACACCACUUUCCCUCUCUCUCUCUCUCUGUCUCUGCUUCUCUCCUUCUCUCCUCAUCAAAACCCCCCAACAACUCUCCAAUCUCCAUUAAUUUCUCAUUCAAUUAUUCUCUCUCGAUCCAACCGUCGAAUUAAUCGAUUCUGGUGUUUUCCUUCGUUUUCUUCUUCUUCGAAUUUCCGCCAUGAACGACUUGUUCUCCCGCUCGUUCUCCAGGUUCCGGAACGAGGACGCCUCGCCGGACCACCACGUGAUCGAGAUGUCCUCCGCCUCCUCGGCGGCGGUUGCCACCGGAGGAGUCAACCUCGACAAGUUUUUUGAAGAUGUGGAGUCGGUCAAGGACGAGCUCAAGGAACUGGAGAGGCUCCACGAGAAUCUCAACGCGUCUCACCAGCAGAGCAAGACUCUCCACAACGCCAAAGCGAUCAAGGAUCUCCGAUCGCGCAUGGACGCCGACGUCAGCCUCGCGCUGAAGAAGGCGAAGCUGAUCAAGGUCCGCCUCGAGGCUCUCGACCGCUCCAACGCCGCCAACCGGAGCUUGCCUGGCUGCGGACCAGGGUCCUCCUCCGACCGGACUCGCACCUCCGUCGUCAACGGCCUCAGGAAGAAGCUCAAGGACUCCAUGGAGAGCUUCAACUCUCUCCGCCAACAGAUCUCGUCGGAAUACAGAGACACCGUCCAGCGGCGGUACUUCACCGUCACCGGCGAGAAUCCCGACGAGAAAACCAUCGACCUCCUCAUCUCCACAGGAGAGAGCGAGACGUUCUUGCAGAAGGCGAUCCAAGAGCAAGGAAGAGGGAGAGUUCUUGACACGAUAAAGGAGAUUCAAGAGCGGCACGACGCGGUGAAGGAGAUGGAGAAGAAUCUCAAGGAGCUUCACCAGGUGUUCCUGGACAUGGCGGUUCUGGUCGAGGCGCAGGGAGAGCAGCUCGACGACAUCGAGAGCCACGUGGCGAGGGCCAAUUCGUUCGUCAGGUCAGGCGCAGAUCGGCUCCAGGGUGCCCGCGCGUACCAGAAGAACACCCGCAAGUGGACCUGCUACGCCAUCAUCUUGUUGCUGAUCAUCGCCUUGGUCGUCAUUCUCAGCUUGAAGCCGUGGGAUUGGGGCGGAAGUGGAAAUUCUGGGAGUUCUGGGAAUUCCGGGAACAUGACUGCUCAAAGUGAACCCCCUCCACCGUAAUUAUUAAGUAAAUAAAUAAUUAAUUAUUGUUCCUUAGCCUGCUUAUUCUUUUUUU